AUGGUCGGAGACUCCUUUAGCUCUGCCAUUGGUCGGGGAGAUCUCAAGAUCUCUGGCUUGGUGAAGGUGGGGUUUCAGGUGCUGCUUCUUUUCUUUCGUCGGAUUCGAUGGUCUGUGGGUCAAUCGGUGGAGCAGCUAAUUGUCUGGUGGUUUAGAGGUCCGAUCCUUGUUGGCGAGGCUUUGCUUCUCUGGCUUGUCUAA
Molecule: messenger RNA, 201 nt
Organism: Arabis nemorensis
Lineage: Eukaryota; Viridiplantae; Streptophyta; Magnoliopsida; Brassicales; Brassicaceae
Source: the annotation of a GenBank genome assembly